AGGAAGCAAUACUCACCGGAAGUGAGGUGGCCUACUGGAGAGCAAGCGAGAAAUAAACACGUAGCCGACAAGUGGUGGUCGCCUACGAGAGAUUUGAAGCAUAAAAAUACAAACAGAUGGAAGAUUAGACACGACACGCAGCUAUUAAAAGCCAAAAGUAACAUAUACAGCGGAGUUUUGCGGCGGAAGUACAAGAUGGUGCGAGCAGCUCUCGUGACGACCACCAGUCUGGCUUUGACUGGGGCAGUAAUUGCCCAUGCCUACUUUCUCAAGAACCAGUUCUACCCGACUGUGGUAUACCUUACCAAAAGCAGCCCUAGUAUGGCAGUUUUAUACAUUCAGGCUUUCGUGUUGGUAUUCCUACUGGGAAAAUUUAUGCGGAAGGUCUUUUUCGGCCAGCUGAGAGCCGCUGAAAUGGAGCACCUGAUCGAGCGCUCCUGGUAUGCUGUAACAGAGACAUGUUUAGCCUUCACGGUGUUCAGGGAUGAUUUCUCUCCUCGCUUUGUGGCCCUGUUCACUUUGCUGCUGUUCCUCAAGUGCUUCCACUGGCUGGCUGAAGACAGGGUGGACUUUAUGGAAAGGAGUCCAAACAUCUCCUGGGUCUUCCACUUCAGAGUUCUCUCUUUGGUGGGGUUGCUGGGAGUUUUAGACUUUAUGUUUGUCAAUCAUGCGUGCCAUAGCAUCAUCACCAGAGGAGCAUCAGUGCAGCUGGUGUUCGGAUUUGAGUAUGCAAUACUGAUGACUAUGGUUCUCACCACCUUCAUCAAAUACACUCUACAUACAGUUGACCUCCAAAGUGAAAACCCAUGGGACAAUAAGGCUGUCUACAUGUUGUACACAGAACUCUUUACCGGUUUUAUAAAGGUGAUUUUGUAUAUGGCAUUCAUGACCAUAAUGAUAAAAGUGCACACAUUUCCUCUGUUUGCCAUCCGGCCCAUGUAUCUCGCGAUGAGGCAAUUCAAGAAGGCUGUAACAGACGCCAUCAUGUCUCGACGAGCCAUCCGUAAUAUGAACACUCUCUAUCCCGAUGCCACCCCUGAAGACUUGCAGGCCACCGACAAUGUGUGCAUCAUCUGCCGUGAAGAGAUGGUGACUGGAGCUAAGAAACUUCCCUGCAACCACAUCUUUCACUCAAGUUGCCUUCGCUCGUGGUUCCAGAGACAGCAGACCUGUCCAACCUGUCGUAUGGAUGUUCUUCGAGCAUCCCAGCCAAACCAGACUCCUCCUCCAGCUCCUGCGCAGGCACCCGCCCCUGCUGCUCCUGCCGCUGUCCCUCCACCAGUCAACGUUGCCCAAGGUAUGUUGCCUCAGUUUCCUCCGGGAAUGUUCCCAUUUUGGGGUCCUUUCCCUGGGGCACCUCCACCUGCUCCCCCUGCUGCUCAGGCAGCCACUGACCCUCCACAGCACGGCACAAAUGGAGUGCAAACGCAAGGAGCAGGAGCCAGCAGCUCUACACAGCCUUCUGCAGAUAGCGCUUCACCAGCUCCAGGAGCCAUGCCUGGAUUCCCAUUUUCAAUGCCACCCCCUUUCCCAUCAGCCCCAUGGUUGCCGAUGCCUCCUCCCCCACCCUUCAUGUCAUCCAUGCCACCUCCACCAGCAUCUCUGUCCACCAUGUCAGAAGCUGAGCUCAGAGAACUGGAGCAGGAGGGCAGGAGAGGUUUAGAAGCCAGACUGCAGUGCCUUCACAACAUCCACACAUUGCUGGAUGCUGCUAUGCUCAACAUUCACCACUACCUCAGCACGGUGGCUACAUUAAGUCCUCCUAGAUCAGAAACUAACACAGGUGAGACAAGUGCAGCAGCGAAUGAGGAGUCCUCUCCCUCCACCGACAACUCGGAAAUCCCCAGUCAGGAAAAUGAGACUCAAAGUACUGGACCUGUAAAUGGAGCUACUGGUUUUUCCCAACCAGAUUCCACCACAGAAGCGGACAAGGAAAAUGAGGGAGAGUGUGAUGAUGACGGUGAGCCAGGUGCCGCCGAGUUGAGAAGGCGUCGUCUUCGCAAGCUGGAGACUGCUCAGACCCCUGACCACUGAUGAUGUCAUCCAUAAAACCAUGCAAUUGACUUCUGACAGUAGGAAUGCUUCUCACUGACUCCCCAGGGCACUUGGCAUGCGGAGAUGUCAAAUAAUUCAAGAAAAGCUUAUGUGUUCUUACAUGUUACUUAAGUGGGGCACAUCAAGACACCUUCAUGUGUACGGAAAAUACUCAGGUAGAGAACUGGAUUCUGGGUAAUUUUGCAACAAGGAUAAGGAAUGAAAAACUUGCAUCCUGAAGGUCAGCUGUCACGUUUGAUUUAAGUAUUUGGUCAGACUUUAAGUUCUGAAUGUGAUUUCUGGUUCUCAGCGGCUAAUUUAAAGGAUGCGUCUUCAAAGAACAAGGUCUGUGGAUUUCUCAUGUGCCCUUAAAAUUUGAUGUUUUCCCCUUUUUUCUGUAUUUUUAUUAUUUCUAGUUCUGUGUGAUUGAUUUUUCAUAGAUCAGAUUGGGUUGUGUUUGAGAGCUCAUAAACCAAACAUCUGAGUAAAUUUAUUUCUGUACAUAAUGUAUAAAGUGUUUUAUUGGGAGGAUCUGUACAUACUGCAAAUAAACUGUACGAGAAAUAUUCGGAA
Molecule: messenger RNA, 2607 nt
Organism: Triplophysa dalaica
Lineage: Eukaryota; Metazoa; Chordata; Actinopteri; Cypriniformes; Nemacheilidae
Gene: syvn1
Product: synovial apoptosis inhibitor 1, synoviolin
Exons: 16
Coding region: 196-2034 (612 amino acids)
Cellular component (GO): cytoplasm
Source: RefSeq, a predicted model, not a curated record